Messenger RNA from Sphenostylis stenocarpa, 1053 nucleotides. Lineage: Eukaryota; Viridiplantae; Streptophyta; Magnoliopsida; Fabales; Fabaceae. The record is from the annotation of a GenBank genome assembly.
AUGGAUCGAGAAUGGGGAUCGAAGCCCGGGAGCGGAGGCGCGGCGUCGGCGCAGAACGAAGCCAUCGACCGGCGAGAGCGUCUCCGGCGACUGGCUCUGGAGACGAUAGACCUGGCGAAGGACCCCUAUUUCAUGCGGAACCACCUCGGGAGCUACGAGUGUAAACUGUGUCUCACUCUCCACAACAACGAGGGCAACUACCUGGCCCACACUCAGGGCAAGCGCCACCAGACCAACUUGGCCAAACGUGCGGCUCGCGAGGCCAAGGACGCCCCCGCCCAGCCCCAACCCCACAAGCGCAAAGUCACCCUUCGCAAAACAGUUAAGAUUGGACGCCCUGGGUACCGUGUGACCAAGCAGUAUGACCCUGAGACCAAGCAAAGAUCUCUCCUGUUCCAGAUUGAAUAUCCUGAGAUUGAAGACCUCACCAAGCCGAGGCACCGGUUUAUGUCCUCCUACGAACAGAGGGUGCAACCCUUCGAUAAAAGGUAUCAGUACCUUCUGUUUGCGGCUGAACCGUAUGAAAUAGUUGCAUUCAAGGUGCCUAGCACAGAGAUUGAUAAGUCCACUCCAAAGUUUUUCUCGCACUGGGAUCCAGACUCAAAGAUGUUCACGUUGCAAUUAUAUUUUAAAACCAAGCCACCAGAGACAAACAAACCACAGCCUGCCUCUACAGCCAAUGGCACAGCAGCAUCUGGUGUUCCACCAAGGCCUUUGCCCCCACCACCCCAAGCUCCACUACCACCACCUCCACCUCCUCCACAAGGGCUACCUCCUGGUGCACCUAUGGCAAAUCCUCCUAGAGCUCCUCCACCUCCAAUGCCAGGAUCUAUGCCACCUCCUCCUCCUAUGGCAGCAACUAAUGGUCCUAGACCUGCUCCUUCUGGUGGAAUGCCAUCAGUCCCACCCCCACCCCCUAUUGCAAGUGGGGCAUCUGGUUUCAACAUGGGUACUAGACCUCCAUCGAUGCCUCCUCCACAAGGUUUUCCUGCUCAACCAAUGCAGAGUCAGGGUGUCCGUCUUCCUCCACCACCCCCUAACAUGGGACAGUAG